Polyodon spathula (Mississippi paddlefish) is the source of this 688-nucleotide messenger RNA. RefSeq names its product splicing factor 3B subunit 5. Gene Ontology annotation, biological process: mRNA splicing, via spliceosome. The record is from RefSeq and is a predicted model, not a curated record. Bases 143 to 403 code for a protein of 86 amino acids. The transcript has 2 exons. Lineage: Eukaryota; Metazoa; Chordata; Actinopteri; Acipenseriformes; Polyodontidae. Gene Ontology annotation, cellular component: U2 snRNP; precatalytic spliceosome.
UGUACCAUACUGUCCCAUGAUGCUUUGAUUUUGUCCAAACAAGGCACAGACGACAUACAACUGGAGCUAUUGUGGAAAGCCGUACUGUUUUUGGUGCAAACAAUCACGUUUAAUAACUCUCAACAGCCCUUGAUUUUAAAGAAUGACGGACCGCUACACCAUUCACAGCCAGCUGGAACAUUUGCAGUCUAAAUACAUCGGGACGGGCCAUGCAGACACCACCAAGUGGGAAUGGCUCGUGAACCAGCACCGGGACUCCUACUGCUCCUACAUGGGCCACUUCGACCUGCUCAAUUACUUCUCCAUCGCCGAGAACGAGAGCAAAGCCAGGGUCAGGUUCAAUCUCAUGGAAAAGAUGCUACAACCCUGCGGCCCCCCAUCUGAUAAACCAGAUGACAUGUAGAUGCAGGAACAUUAAUAAUAAAUAUCUGUCAAGAGUGGAGUGACGUUAACAGCGAUUAACGAAGUUUAAACUGCAGAAAGAAAGAAAAGACGUGGAAAAAAUGCAGCUUUUAAGCAGUGUUGAACUGUUUAAAUGCAUUAUUUUGACAUUAAUGAACAAUUAAGAAUAUGGGCCGUCUGGUUUAUACCAAUUUUGUAUGGAGUCGAAUUGGGCGUAAUUGUUGAUAAUAUUUUGACCAUGUCCAGUCGGCAUUUAUUAAAAUUAUCAAUAAAUUGUUUACAAAUA